This is a messenger RNA of Linnemannia hyalina, 918 nucleotides long. NCBI's taxonomy places the organism in Eukaryota, Fungi, Mortierellomycota, Mortierellomycetes, Mortierellales, Mortierellaceae. The record is from the annotation of a GenBank genome assembly.
AUGUCGUCGAUCCAGGACAAGAACAACGAGCACUUCAACAACAAGGCCCAUGAGUACGACAACAUCCCCAUGGCCAAGGAGAUGACCGCCAAGGCAUCCGAGACUAUUCUUGCCGAGUUUACGGCCUCGACCUCUGAGGAGCAUGUCCGUAACUCUACCGUCCUUGACUUUGGAUGCGGUACCGGCCUGGCUGCAUUCCUGGUCGCAGAAAAAGUUGCCCACCUCGUCGGCGUGGACGCCUCAUCCGGUAUGCUGGAGCACCUCCGCAAGAAACUCGACACCCUCCCCGAACUGGCCUCCCUCAAAGCCGCCAACAAGAUCCAUACCAUCAAUCACCUCGUCACCGAUGCCUCCCCCUUGCCUGAACCCGAUUUCUCCAAGUACCUUGCAGGCGAAAAUGGUGGAUUCGACAUGGUUUUUUCCAACUAUGUAUUGCAUCAUAUUGAGGAUGUGCAGGGAGUCGUCGAUACGUUGGGGAAGAAGAUUGUUAAGCGCGGGGGGUGGGUGAUUGUGCUUGACUUUGAGGGACAUCAUGUCCAUGGUGGGGUUGAUCAUGGACAUGAGCACCAUGGACACGACCAUGGUCACUCCCACGGACACGGACACGGACAUGACCACGCUGCCCACGCUCACGGACACGACCAUUCCCACUCGCACGGCCACGGCCACGCCCACGGAGACAAGAAGAAUGAACACGAGGGCUUGGUCAAAGUCGACGACAUCUACAAGGACGAAGAAGGCAAGCCUCUGGAAUUCGUCGCCCACAAGGGUGGCUUCAACACCGAGAAUAUGACCGAGAUCUUCACCAAGGCUGGACUUGUCGAUGUUUCCUGCAGCCGCUCGUUCGGCUUCUUCCGCGAACUUCGUGGCACCCAGGUCUGGACCGAUGUCCUUGUCGCCAAGGGCCGCCGUCCUUAG